AACCUAGAAACAACAACAUUGAACUUUUAUACAGUCUAUGACUAAACCUCACGAAUAAAUGUAAUAACAGCUGCGCAGGGCCUGUCUGAUCAUCUGUAAAGUGUCCUGAUGGCGGCUGUGAGGAGCAUGAGCAAAAUGUAUGGAGUGGGUUUACACGCUGUGCGUCAGACGGCAGGACUGAAGGCAUCCAGGCUGCUUCAACACAGAGCUUUCAGGGUCGGGGCUGUGCAUCAGCAGCAGCCGUUUGACUCCUCACUGGAAAAGCCACAGUUCCCCGGGGCCUCUGCUGAGUUUGUGGAUAACCUUGAGUUCAUCGAGCCCAAUGUGAUCUCUGGGAUCCCAAUUUACAGGGUGAUGGACCGGCAGGGAAACAUCAUCAACCCUUCUCAAGACCCUCAGCUCUCCAAAGAGACUGUUUUGAAUUUUUAUCAGAAGAUGACUCUGCUGAACACGAUGGACCGUAUUCUCUACGAGUCUCAGAGACAGGGACGAAUCUCCUUCUACAUGACCAACUAUGGUGAGGAGGGGACACACAUUGGUAGUGCUGCUGCUCUGGACCCAAGUGAUCUGGUCUUUGGUCAAUAUAGAGAAGCUGGAGUACUGAUGUACCGCGGGUUUCCUCUGGAUUUGUUCAUGGCUCAGUGCUAUGCCAACGUGGAUGACCUCGGCAAGGGCCGGCAGAUGCCCGUUCACUACGGCUCCAAAGAUCUGAACUUUGUCACCAUUUCCUCUCCCCUGGCGACUCAGAUUCCCCAAGCUGCUGGAGCUGCAUACGCCAUCAAGAGAGAAAACAUCAACCGAGCUGUGAUCUGUUACUUCGGAGAGGGAGCAGCCAGCGAAGGGGACGCACACGCUGGCUUCAACUUCUCUGCCACCCUGGAGUGCCCGCUGAUCUUCUUCUGUCGUAACAACGGCUACGCUAUCUCCACCCCCACCAACGAGCAGUACAGGGGAGAUGGCAUCGCUGCUCGCGGUCCGGGUUAUGGAAUGCUGUCAAUCCGCGUUGACGGCAAUGAUGUGUUCGCUGUGUACAAUGCAACAAAGGAGGCUCGCCGCAGGGCUGUGGCAGAGAACCAGCCCUUCCUCAUUGAAGCUAUGACCUACAGAAUUGGUCACCACAGCACCAGUGACGACAGCUCAGCCUACCGCUCCGUGGACGAGGUGAACUACUGGGACAAGCAGGACCAUCCCAUCUCCAGGCUGAGGCACUACAUGACGGCCCGGGACUGGUGGAGCGAGGACGACGAGAGGAGCUGGCGGAAACAAUCCCGCAAGAUGGUCAUGGAGGCCUUCGAGAGGGCCGAGAAACGCCAGAAGCCUAAUCCUGAACUGCUAUUUACAGAUGUGUACGAAGAGAUGACGCCCCUUCUGAUCAAACAGAAGGAGUCCCUGUCACGCCAUGUGCAGCAGUACAAAGAGCACUAUCCGCUCGACCUGUAUGACAAAUACCUGCACUAAGAGGAUUGAACAGAGUAUUUGGUGACUAACAUGGGAGUGGUUGUGGAUUAAGACUGCGAUAAAAGUGCUGCACACUCUAGCUCUAGUCCUAAAAUCAUAGUUUUGAUAUGACAAGUCAUCCCUUCCUCCACAGCUGAGGUAGAGGAGAUGAUUGUACUUUCAGAAAUAUCUACUACAUGCCUCUGGGUUUGGUGCCUUAAGUUCAUAGAUCUACUGUCUGUUAUAAAGCUCCUCUAUUUAAGUGCUUUAUCACUAUCACUCUUAUUACCAUUCAAAGUUACUCAACAUCACAAAUGACCUUUCUUCAAGUGCAGCAGACUGGUGGCUGUUGUAGUUUGAAUUCACACAAUAGAGACAAAUAAACAGCAAUAAACCGGUGAAGUGUAACCCCCUGUUGUGUAUGUUCUCUUUCUGUACCGGUCUUCUUUGGUGAUUGUGGUCUUUCACAGGCGUUCUUGUGUAUCAUUGAGUUGACUAAUCUAACUUGUGUUUGAGAACUCUUUCUAGUGGGCACACAAAUUUGAGAUAGGUUUGUAUAACGUAAUGCUGUUACACACUACCAUAGGAAGUGGGAAAUCACUGUCUGGUUAAUGUUUUAUGUUUGCUGUUUUGUGGAAAAUAAAAGUACAAAAACAUG
Notolabrus celidotus (New Zealand spotty) is the source of this 2095-nucleotide messenger RNA. RefSeq names its product branched chain keto acid dehydrogenase E1 subunit alpha (gene bckdha). The record is from RefSeq and is a predicted model, not a curated record. Lineage: Eukaryota; Metazoa; Chordata; Actinopteri; Labriformes; Labridae. The coding region runs from base 109 to 1458 and encodes 449 amino acids. Gene Ontology annotation, molecular function: oxidoreductase activity, acting on the aldehyde or oxo group of donors, disulfide as acceptor. Gene Ontology annotation, biological process: branched-chain amino acid catabolic process. The transcript has 9 exons.